Molecule: messenger RNA, 1524 nt
Organism: Xenopus laevis (African clawed frog)
Lineage: Eukaryota; Metazoa; Chordata; Amphibia; Anura; Pipidae
Exons: 2
Coding region: 151-1392 (413 amino acids)
Source: RefSeq, a predicted model, not a curated record
UUACCACACACAGACACACAAACACACAGACACACAAACACACAGAGCUAAUUUUAGAAAAGCCACAGAAUUGAGGAAACGAGACUUUAGCGCAAGUUACAAGAGAAGUUCCCGAGAACAUCACAGAAUUGGAUCUGCUCAGAGAAUGAGAUGAAGGUUCUGGACGUUCGCACUGUAACAUGGGCCCUUGUGAUGGUUCUGUUCAGUCUCAGAGGAAUCAGAAGUCUCACUGGCCCAGCCAGUCCUGUUACAGCCCAUUCCGGGGAGUCGCUGACAGUCAGCUGCACCUACAAUAGCGGAUUUGAGACCCAUAGAAAAUACUGGUGUAGAGGGGGAAACUGGAAGAACUGUAAUGUUGUCAUUAAAACAUCCGGAAGAGACGGAGAGACCACAAGUGGAAGGUUCUCCAUCAGAGAUGUACAGAGUCAACGCACCUUCUCCGUCACCAUCACAGCUGUGACCCGAGAAGAUGAAGACACGUAUUUCUGUGGAGUGGAACGUUUCUUGGUGGAUGAUAUGUAUGUAAUUAAAGUGACAGUGCUUCCAGGUAAAGUUCACAUGGGAUUGGAGCACAGAGAUGUCACAUUAACAGCCCAUUGUGACUCCAAAUGCUCCAAAACUGAGGCAGUUACAUUCUGUCUAGAAAAGAUUUUGCUCAACCCACUGAUUUUCAAACUGUACCAACAAUUGUAUCUUCGCCCUUCUGUACUCAUACUCUAUGGUACCUCACCCUUCUCUACUCUUACUCUAUGGUACCUCACCCUUCUCUACUCUUACUCUAUGGUACCUCACCCUUCUCUACUCUUACUCUAUGGUACCUCACCCUUCUCUACUCUUACUCUAUGGUACCUCACCCUUCUCUACUCUUACUCUAUGGUACUUCACCCUUCUCUACUCUUACUCUAUGGUACCUCACCCUUCUCUACUCUUACUCUAUGGUACCUCACCCUUCUCUACUCUUACUCUAUGGUACCUCACCCUUCUCUACUCUUACUCUAUGGUACCUCACCCUUCUCUACUCUUACUCUAUGGUACCUCACCCUUCUCUACUCUUACUCUAUGGUACCUCACCCUUCUCUACUCUUACUCUAUGGUACCUCACCCUUCUCUACUCUUACUUUAUGGUACCUCACCCUUCUCUACUCUUACUCUAUGGUACCUCACCCUUCUCUACUCUUACUCUAUGGUACCUCACCCUUCUCUACUCUUACUCUAUGGUACCUCACCCUUCUCUACUCUUACUCUAUGGUACCUCACCCUUCUCUACCGUGUAAAGAAAGUUCUUCAAAUGCUUUAUUACUGUUAACCCUGUCAAUGGCUUCAGAUAGUGCAGGAGUAUUAGUGGUUUUCCAUUUGCUAGCUAUAGCCAAUCUUGAAGCUGUCACAACCUGAUUGGCUAAGGAUUGGGAUUGUUUGGAGAGCUCAGGAAACUGUCUACUCAUCAGAAAUGUAAGCAGAUUUUUUUUUAAUGGGUAAAUUAUUAAUUUCGCUAGCAGUUGAGCUAUUUCAUCCCAAAAGUUCUGU